UCACAGUAAAUAGAAGCAUGGAGGCUUGACUCUCGGGAUCUAACGUCGAACAGCGGGGGGUAAAGACGCUGCCGCAUGCGCUGUGGGUGAAACUACACCGCCGGGAGAAAACAGGAGCGCAAUAAGCGCAUUGUCAUUUAUAAUUUAGUCAUUUUAGGAAAAAGGAGGAGUGUAUUUGGGGAGCGGAGCGGAGCAUGAAGCGGAUGGCCGUGGUGGCCAGGCACAAUGGCCUCGUCUCUCCUUUGGGGAACAACAACUCCGGGGCUUCGAGCAUCGUCUCCCCACCCCAAGCGAAAGCCACGAAUGUCUCCGCCUGUGCUGACACUCCAAUCGGAGGUGGGAUGGACGGCCUGCUGGAUUUCUCCAAAGGCCCCACCGUGAAAACCGAGCUGGUCUGCAAAUGGACUGAGCGAACUUCUUCGAAGCCGAGGCUCGGGCGGACGGCGACGUCCGUCUGCGAGCAAACUUUCAGCUCCAUGCCCGAGCUCGUGGACCACGUCACCAGCGAGCACGUCGCGGCGGGGCUCGAGAGCCUCAGUCAUGUCUGCAUGUGGGACGAGUGUCUGCGCGGCGGGAAGGCGUUCAAAGCCAAAUACAAACUCAUCAACCACAUCCGCGUGCACACCGGGGAGAAGCCCUUCUCGUGCGCGUUUCCCAACUGCGGCAAGAUGUUCGCACGCUCCGAGAACCUCAAGAUCCACACGCGCACGCACACGGGUGAGAAGCCAUUCCAGUGUGAGUUUUGUGAGAGGCGCUUCGCUAACAGCAGCGACAGGAAGAAGCAUUCGCAGGUCCAUACCGCUUCAAAGCCCUACGACUGCAAGGCCCUGGGCUGCACCAAGUCUUACACCCACCCCAGCUCCCUGCGCAAGCACAUGAAGAUCCACGUCAAGUCGUCGCCUACCUCUGACCACCAGGACUUGUACAGCUUUGGCCAUCACCACCUCCAGCAACCUGUCCUCGAACCCCUCGACCUGAAAAUGAACCACUUCACUUCGUCGCUUGCCAACAGGAGUUCUCAUUUCCCACUGUUGACCACCCACCAGUUAGAUCUUAGCCCUAGCAACGACGUAAGCGGCAAAGUGUUGCUGCGGAGUUCGUCUCCGGUGGCCAUGCCGCUGGAUCUCUCUCUGUCGGGCCUCAAGAGCCAGCUGAGCCAGAAGCAGCAGAGCUCCAGGACCCCCCGGCGGAGCCAGCGCUCGGUGAACCCGGCCUUAACUCAGCUGUCAAACAUUAAGGAGUGGUACGUUUGCACGAGGACUACAGCGCCACACUUUCCACUGCUCCACCCAGACCACAUCAAGACAGAACGCAGCGAUGAGGAUGACUAUGUCACGUAGGGCGCGGGCGAUGGUUGCUUCAGACAGAACAAGCAGCUAUAUGCUCCUUCAUCAGUGGCUACUGGCCAAGACUUUCAUCAAACAUCAAGACAGUUAUUGUUUCACUAAACAACCCAUAUCUGAGAUAUGUGGACGAAUGUGGCGUCCAAAACAACAGCAGAAAGGUCACCAUGAGAUUCUGAAAUAGAGUUUUACAGCUAUUACGGUGGUUUUGUUAAAUCAAGAGUACCCGAGGAUGUUGCUUCCUGGAACUAUUUGAACAGGGUGUCUGAACUUCAGAACCAGUCUAAGGGCUGUGAUGUGUGAAGCAAUUUCAAGGGCUAAAGUGACAGCGAUGAAACAAGCCAACAGGCGGCUCGGCGUGUUCAAACAGCCAGCUUACGAAGUGCAGGGCUGUCAGAGCUGUCGAGGAUUUAGUAUUCUUCAAACAAGCUGGUAGAGGUUUGGUUUGUUUGCUAAAAUAGUUGGAACCAGCUGGUCCUGUUGCCAGCUGGGAUUUCUUCGACAAGUUGUUAGAAGAGUCGACGAGCACUUUGUUUGAAGCAAACUGAGGCCUUUAGUAACAAAGAAUGAGUGGAAACCUGGUCAAAGUGUUACUGUGAUCACUACAACAUGGCGGCAAGUGGUUUGGCUGCAGUUUGCCUAAGAAUUCAAUGCAUUCGGUAAAAGUUCCUUUGCCUGUCGUAGAAAAAUUUAACAUCGCUAUGAGCUUGUUAGAAAAGGUCAUCAGCACAUCAUCUUUUAACAGAGUUAAAAACUUUCUUUAUCUCUUGACUUGAACAACUUGAUAAGUAACAGCAAAUCAGGCAGAUUGAUAGAGCCGACAUCUUGGUAAUGCUGCAUAAGAACACGGAUGUAUUGUUCUGUUAAAGCAGCAGUAUGUAAUGUUUGUUGAAACUUUCACUGUGACAUGACAGUAUGCUAUGAGACACAAAACUUGAGUUCUUCUGCCCACUCUCUCUGCUAUCUAGAUACAACCACUCAGUCAGGAGGCGGAUCUUAUUGCUGUCAAUCCUCCUCCUGGUGUUGCUGCUUAACCCCGCCCCUCAUUCCCUCUUUGCUCAGCUGUAUCUUCUUCCUGAUAGCAGAUCCUGCUGUGAAUGCUAAAGCUAGUUAGCAUGGCCACAGAUGAUGGCAGAUAAAUGUUUUUUCUGUAAUACUAAGUUGUUUCUCUGCUAUUAGCACAUUGAGCAGCAAGUACAUGAGUUUGUUUGACAGCAGUUAGACCCUCCUCCUGGUUCCAAUUGGUUGUUUUUGGUCGACGGGAUGCAUUUUUUCAGACAACACUAAUAGCUUAGGGAGCAGCUGUAGGAUAUUGACCUUUUUGCAGAUUAUCUGUCUCAUAUUAUGCUGUAAUGACAUAGUGACAGUUUUAACAAAUACGUAAACAAACAUUUGUUUUCCUUAAAGGUGCAAACUGUCAGUGAACAACACCAUGUUAUUCACUAACAGUUUGGUGUUACAUCCCACUGAUUCUUCCACGUGAUCAGUUUGAGUUGUUUUAAAUAGCUGACUUAAGCUAACCAGCUGUUAGCCUAUCAUCACUGGCGAGAUGUAUUUCCAACAAGCUCACGGUCAAAUGAAAACAAAUAUUUUUGACCGUAACUCCACAAAACUUCCCUUCAAAAAAUCCAAUCUUCAGGUCUUACCAGUGGCUCAGCGACCUGUGUCUGGUCACAUUCCAGUUUACAGCUCAGGAUUUCCAAAAUGGCCACCAAUCUAACACACAGUUGACUGCAUUAGAUAAAGUAGAACGGAUAAUGAACUGGUGGAGAGAUAUAAAUUUUCUAUAUGUGGAAAUGUGAUCAUUCUUAAUUGUGAGUGGCCAGGAGUCUAUUUACUUUAUGUUGUUCCCACUUAACUUCUAGCGAAAUGAGUGCACUUACUUCUCCUGGAGGACAUUCACUUAGUUUUUCUUGGGAGCAAAACAAAAGAAAAAAAAAUUUGAUGAUGAAAUAAAAUGAAGAAAUCCCUCAAUGUUGAAGAAAAAAUGUAGAAUCAUCCUUUUAUUUGCUGCUCUACAAAAAUACCAGUGCAGACCUAACACUGAAAUUGAGUCUGCAUAUCAACCUAAUGAGCCAUUGUGUUCCUGGUUGAUUCACAAAAAAAACAUCACAAAAAAUCAAAGCUGAAAUAGCUAAAUAUAGCUGUCGGAAUUAAUAAUAACAGCUGAACUAAUUCCUAAUACACUCAGUCUAACAUUUGGACUCAACAAACCAUAUAUGAAGGUUAUAAAGGUUGAAAAUCAAAGCGUCUGGAAAUAAAACUCAAAGUAAUAUGCCUUGCAAAUAAAACCAGUUGCAACAGAAGAAAUAAAAGAACAAAUGAUGAGAAACAAAAGUCGGUAUUGGAGAAGUAAACAGUGGUAAAUUAACUGAUGUAAGUGGGAUUCAUAUGUAAAAACAGUCUAAUUUUGGCUUUCACCUUGAAUCUGUGAUUUAUACACACGUCUUCUACAUCUCACCACCAACUGAUGGUGUUGUGGAGACAGAGUUUACUGAUCAGUCUUAGGAGGUAGUCAGAGCUGUAACGACCUUUGGUCAAAAGCAUAACUUUAACAAAUUGUUUCCUCACGAAUCUUCUGUCAUAAAUCGCCAAUCAAGCAACAAUGUUUAAGCAACAGUAUUGCAGUGAAAUAUUUCCAAUAUAUGGCAGUUGAAGAAGAAUUGAUUGUUGAGUCCUGAAUCUGCACUGAACAAAAAAAAAAAAAAAAAGCUGGAACAUUUAUUUGGUAUCUUGUCCCAAUGAAACAAUAAUUGUCUUAAGAAAAGAAGUAUCUUUCCAGUUACUGGUGAUUGGCUGGUUCCUAAAGGAACAGGACAGAUUCCAGUGAAUGCACUAACGCAAUGAAUGCAUUGGAGGAUCUCAGCGUUUUGGACCCUUUGUUCAUUCUACCAGUCAAAUGUAGAGGUUUGGAGAUGAUGAAGUCAGUUUUCAGUGGAUGAUAAUCCAUCUGCCCAGGAAGGCAGAUCAACUCAAUGUUCUUAAUCCAAUUUUAUCCAUUCAGUGAAUUCAAUUCCUCCUAAAAGUCAAGCUGUUAGAGGUGGGACAAUCUUCUCAAUAUUGAGGGAUUCCAGCAUUUCUGUAGAAAAAUAUGUGUCAUUAAUAAUAACAGUAUCAUUUCAUGUUCUGAGUUCUGUUUCACGAAGCCAAGCGUUGAGCUGUCCAACCUCUGGCUUUGGGUCACAUUGGUAGUUUUGGAUCAAGCAUCCUCCAGGAAUUGUAACUCCAUGUUUGCUCUAAAGAAUAAAAUGUUUCAAACGGUCAGCUUGGCGUCCAGAACCGACUGGAUGUGUUGAUGUGACAGACUAGCACUUCCAUGUGUUUCCCAGACUUAAGUGGGAUCACAGCUUGAACCUACCAGAGUUUCUUUCUCAGUUUUCAGACGCUUUCUUGUUUUAUCUGUUCCGGCUCAGGCAGUCAGAUGUUCAUGGGACUGGCUGUUCUGUCCCCAGUAAAUGUGUUGCUAAAGUUAAGGAAGUGGCUGAAAUGAACGAUGGGUAAAUUCCAGCGACGUGAACCUGCCGUAUAGAACAAGCCAUCAGGCCACUCUCAACUCCCAUUUAUUGUGCGACAAAAAUGAGAGAAAUAAAAUAAAGGCAAACAAUUGGACUUUAAAAAGUUGAAUCCUGUUGCUGACGAAUGGUUUUUUUUUUUAUAUAUAAACAUUUAUUGUCUUUUUUUUAUUAAUGUCUUCUGUUUUCUUAAAUGGCUCCUGGAUUCAGCCUUUGUAUGCAUUUUUAAUGGUAGACUGGAGAGGUUUGUUCUGUAUUUAGACGGACAGCAUCCGGAGUGGCCUGGUCAGCCCCGGACCUGAUGAGGUCGCAGAUGUUCUGCAGCUCUUCUUGUAAAUGGACAAAGGUAACAAACGUGAGUGAAACAAAGACAGUCUCUGGUGACAUUUUUCGUUGUCCUUUAUUAUCAUUCUCAGCACAUUCACUUUGAAAUAAAUUCAAGCAGAAAACGCUGAAGUUUCGACUUUAUUUCAAGAGAAUAUCACUGUUAACAUCUUGAUACAUUGAAAGGUCUGUCUGGGAUU
Molecule: messenger RNA, 5379 nt
Organism: Poeciliopsis prolifica (blackstripe livebearer)
Lineage: Eukaryota; Metazoa; Chordata; Actinopteri; Cyprinodontiformes; Poeciliidae
Product: zinc finger protein ZIC 4-like
Exons: 2
Coding region: 195-1340 (381 amino acids)
Biological process (GO): central nervous system development; regulation of transcription by RNA polymerase II
Cellular component (GO): nucleus
Molecular function (GO): RNA polymerase II cis-regulatory region sequence-specific DNA binding; DNA-binding transcription factor activity, RNA polymerase II-specific
Source: RefSeq, a predicted model, not a curated record